Brienomyrus brachyistius is the source of this 2637-nucleotide messenger RNA. RefSeq names its product UDP-GlcNAc:betaGal beta-1,3-N-acetylglucosaminyltransferase 9 (gene b3gnt9). Gene Ontology annotation, molecular function: hexosyltransferase activity. The record is from RefSeq and is a predicted model, not a curated record. Gene Ontology annotation, cellular component: membrane. The coding region runs from base 717 to 2012 and encodes 431 amino acids. NCBI's taxonomy places the organism in Eukaryota, Metazoa, Chordata, Actinopteri, Osteoglossiformes, Mormyridae. The transcript is spliced from 2 exons.
AAAAUAGACUAACGGUGAAAUCCCAAUCGGGCGGCUAAAUGAGUUUUAUCCUUCCGUUUCAUACUAAUAAUACCAGACCGUGUGUUCCAGGAUCACCACUGUUCGUUCGAGAGGCUGGACACUCCAUACAAGUACCGAGGGGCGCGUUAACGGCGAUGUGAUUUAUGGUAUACUUCCCGAUCCGGGAACAGUUAUCGCAGCUUAUAAAGCGAUACAAAGCUCAGCAGCCGAAACCCCAUAACAAGCAAGUCUCCGGUUGCCUCGCUGGCAUCUGGCUCGCAAAGGGAUCCUGGCUGCAAAGAGGGACGCUGGCGAACACGCCUUAAGUUACAGGGGGAGACGAAGUGAUCGCAAACGCAUCAGGCUAAAAUCAGGCCUGUCUGUGGACAUCUGACGGAAGACUUCCCUUUAAGGGGGGACAAGCACCGCCCCUAACGCCACAGACAUGUCUGUUAACGUCAUCCAACAAAGGCAAACCAAAAAAAGUGAAUUUGAGGUGAAAAGGAUUUUUAACGCUGGACACACAACCGUUCUGUAACAUUUCUGUCUCCAGGGAUUCUUUGAGUUAUGCUAGAGCAAUAAAUAUGAGCCGGACUUGAAAGGUCAGUAUGAAGCAAUCCUCACUGGACAAAUCUGUUUGGAUAAAGGUGUCCGUUUAGCAUCGGGAGGUUUGGAAGUGCUGUGAGUAUCAAAGCAGGAGCCAGACUGACCUUUGAAUGAUGAGGAGGUUCCACCUGAAGGGGGACGUGCUGUGCACUGUGGUCCUGCUGCUGCUGCUCUGUCUGGUGCUGUAUUCCUGGAACGGCUUCCAGAACGUGUGGAACCCUUGGCCUCUAACAAAGAGGCUCACCAGCUCCCCAGCUCCCCUGACAGCCACACAUGAGAAACGGACAUCGAUACGAGGUCCCAGCAGGCUCACUGAUCGGGCCACAUGCCAAACCCAGUCCCGGGCACCAGCUGCAGUCCAGCCCAGGGUAAGCACAAGGAAGAAGGAGCCCCCUACUGGUUUACCUGCAGUCACACACCCACCUUUCGACUUCCAGCAGUACCUGCGGAACAAAGACUGUCGGCAAUUCAGGCUUCUGAUUGACCAGCCGGGGAAGUGCUCGGGGGGCCUGGAGGGGGCGCCCUUUCUGCUCAUCGCUGUCAAGUCAGUAGCGACCGACUUCGAUAAGCGCCAGGUGGUGAGGCGUACCUGGGGCCAAGAGCGCACCUUUCCGGGUGGGCUGCAGGUGCGGACCAUCUUCCUACUCGGCCUGCUGCAGAACCGGACCCACCUCCCGAUGUGGGACCGGCUGUUGGCUUAUGAGAGCCAGUCGUUCGGGGACAUCCUGCUUUGGGAUUUCGAGGACACCUUCUUCAACCUUACCCUGAAGGAGACGCACUUCCUCCAGUGGGUGGACCGCCGCUGCCCAGGCGUCCGGUUCAUCUUCAAAGGCGAUGCUGAUGUCUACGUCAACGUGGAGAACAUCCUGGACCUGCUGCAGGGGCAGGAGUCCGGCAAGGACCUCUUCAUUGGCGACAUCAUCGUCCACGCCCGGCCAAUCCGCAGGAAAGCCAGCAAGUACUUCAUCCCCGAGCUCAUGUACGGCCUGGGCAUCUAUCCAUCAUAUGCUGGGGGCGGCGGCUUUGUCAUGUCGGGUUUCACAGCGCGUCGGCUCCACCUGGCCUGCCAGCAGGUGGAGCUGUUUCCCAUCGACGACGUUUUCCUGGGCAUGUGCUUACGGCGGCUCGGCCUCCAGCCCGUCCGGCAUGACGGCUUCCGGACUUUCGGCAUCGUGCGGCCAUCGGCGGCCCCCCACCUGCAGAUCUUUGAUCCCUGCUUCUAUAGAGAGCUGAUGGUGGUCCACAGCUUGACUGUUCCUCAGAUCUGGCUUAUGUGGAAGCUCCUGCACGACCCCCAGCUGCUCUGCCACACACGGCCAUCGCAGCCCACAAGGCCCUUCAGGUGGAGAGGGAAUUUGGGCGGUGGACCCCAGGUGAAGGGCACCCCCUCGGACCAAGACUACUAAUUACUGGCAUUCGUGAGACACUGAAGACGUCAGUCCACCACAGACCAACCCAAAUAGCAUACAGCAUGUCAUUAUCCUUCAGCUUGGCAGUUACAAAUCAGCACAGUGCAAAGUCUGAGACUAGCUGUGUAACAAGGACUACCUUAAAAUAAGUGUUUAUAAAGCUGUACCACUGGCAAUACGAAAGGGUUGUGGCCCCCUCCAGCAUGCAGUGCAGGCUGAACAGACGUCCAAGUUGACGCCACGCCGUUACACUUUAAAAUCGCGCGACACUGUAAACAAUAAAUCACGAGUGACGACAGUCUGCAGCUGCACGCCAUCUUUGUCAAAAUGUAUUUUUAUAAUCUUGUGGUCACUUUUUAAAGAUGGUUAUUCCACGAGGGGGUAAAAAGGGAAAGCCGCCAUUUUGAAACAUGCAUUUCUAAGACCUGACAGAGGUAGAUGCAAUUCACAGUUCAUGUGUCUUAUACAUUUAUUACGGCACUGAAUGUAACAAGAUUAUCAGCAAAAACAAAUGAGGGUUCUUAAGAACCGCGGAUAUAGCGUUUAGAGCAGAAGAGAUGGCUCUUUCAGAUCAGGUACUUCAACGCUCCUGCAACACAGUAAGAGUGCGGACUUCAUUUCG